Durusdinium trenchii is the source of this 2120-nucleotide messenger RNA. Lineage: Eukaryota; Dinophyceae; Suessiales; Symbiodiniaceae. The record is from the annotation of a GenBank genome assembly.
AGGAAGGCAGAACUCGGGUCGGCAGAGGAAGUCAAGAAGACGGAGAUGCCAAUGCGCCAGAAGUUGCACUGCAAGUUCCAGGGAUCCAUCAGGAGCAUGCAAUCGUGGAGAACACAAAUGGCGUAGUUUCCCUCAAAGCAACUGAUGCAGAGGCAGCAGCUACGACGUUUGUCAACGGAACCGCUUUGCAAGCAGGUGUUGCAGUCACUCUCACGCAUGGCGACCGUCUUGCCUUUGGACAGUGCAUUUUUGUCUUUGUGGAGCCCAGCAAGGGCAAAGUGGCCGAGCUGAUCAACUCAGGGCAAGUCACCUAUGCAGCCGCUCGCAAGGAACUACAGGGUGAUGUCACAGGACCAUCUGAGGAAGAUCUGAAGGCCAGCAAGCAGUUGGCAGAAGAAUUGGAGCGCAAGGCUCGCGAAGCGGAAGAUGCCAAGGAGAAAGCAAAGGCUGAGGCUGAGGCCCUCAUCAAACAACAGAAAGAGGAGUUCCAACUCCAGAUGGAGCAAAAGCAAAAGCAAUGGGAAGAGGAGAUGCAACAACGACAAGCAGCGGAAGCAAGUGAACAAGCCGCUGCAGCUGAGCAGGCCAGAGUACAGCAGGAAGAGCUUUCUCGGCUCCAAAAAGACUUCGAAGAGCGACAGAAGCAAGCAGAAGAAGCUGCUCAGCACAAGAUUGAGGAGCUUGAGAAAAAGGCCAAGAAGGCUGCAGCAGAAGAAGAAGGUCAUCGUCAGCAUGAGCUGGCAAUGCAGAAGCUGGAGGAGCAACUGAUGACUGUCAUGCCUUUGGUGAAAGAGGCAAACCUCAUCAUCCAGGAGCUUCAAAGGCCUCACCGCUUGGAAACAAAGAUGCACUGUGAGCUCACUGCCGAAGGAAAGAGCGGGGCGGUGAAUGUCGCUGCUGCUGUGAUGCUCAACGGCGUUCGUCUCUUCGAGUGGAACCCGGAAACGCUCGAGAAUCGAGUUUUCAUCCUGCGCGAGCUGCUGCAGCGAGCCGAAGAGGAAGGAUUAGAGGCUGUGCAGGAUUUGCCGAACGAGGAGGAUCCGCUCUGGGAUCCAAUUGAGGUGGAGCGUCUCAUUGGCGUGGCACAAGUCUUGCUUGAAGGGGUGCUUCUUCAAGUGGAGAAUAAAGUGGAUGCCAGGAUCCUCAGCAGCGAAGGCCAAGCAGUGGGCAGCCUGACUGUGGAAAUCGUGCCGAUUGCCAAGGACGGAUCUGAAGGCAUUCCCGAUGAAGAGGUCGUGGAGGAACCCGAGGAGCUCUUAGGUUCAUGCAUGAAGUUUCUGGUGAGAGUGCCACAAGCUGCGGGCUUGCCAGAGGCAUUAGCAAAUGAUGUGCGCGUAGAGUACUCCUACUUCAUCGAUGAAAAGCCUUACCUGAGGUUCGGUCACAACUGCAACCCUGAGUUCAAGUACAGUCAUACUUUCGUUCAGGAUCCAGUGACUUCACGCUUUCUCGAGUACCUGCAAUCCAAGUUGGUCUUUCGCGUGUACGGAAGAGAUGCUGGGGCAGCGGAAGCUGCCGAAGAAUUGGCACGAAAGGAGAAGCCCAAAGAGGCACCGGUUAGCCCUGCCCCUCCGGUGGAGGAGCCAACAAGUACCAAACAAGAAGCACCGGCACCGGUGUCUCCACCAAAUCUUCCUGGUGAAGUGUCUCAAGGAGGCCUUCGAGCCGAAGAUGCACCCGAGUCGCCCAAAGCACCAGAAGUUGUGCAGGGAAAGUCUCAAGCAUCACUUCGCUUGGCAGCAGAAGAGGCAGUGGGCCAUGCGGCCAAUCACCCACCACCACCUCCACCACCAGGCAAGACGAAGUUCUGUGUCAUCCUGUAGCAAAUUGCCUGAUGGAGACUCAACAAUGCUGACAAUAUGCUCAUUCCAUUUCCAAUGCAUUCUUAUCGUUUCACUCGUGUAAGAGGCACGGCUGUGAACGGGACGACUGCCCUUUCGAGCUGUCUUAGGAGUCUCACUGACCCUAGGCGACUCACAACGAGUCGAGUCAGAGCUCGUUCAAAAUAGACAUCUUCCUGAAGCACCCUAGUUCAUCACUUCCAUCACUGGUCCAUUACACCAGUGCCCGAGGCAUCAAACCCUUUCUGCAGCUUCGAUGAUUUCUUGCACAAAAACCAA